AUGUCAACUUCAACUACGGUUCAAACCAAUUCAUCAAAUGUUGUUGAAGAACCAAUUUCUUUAUUACAACAUGAAUUGAUUAAUUCUGAGUUUAAAAUUUCAAGAUCAGAAUCAAAUUCAAGAUCUUUCAAUUUUGAUUUAUUAAAAGAUCAUAUCCCUCAAUCAAGUAUUGUUUCAUUAGAUACUCCAUAUAGCGAAGCAUUGAUUUCAAAGGCAUUAAAUGAAGAAAUUUCUAAAAUUAAUUAUGAAACUUGUGAACCAGGUGCUGAAGAUUCAUUUUUUGUUUGUGAUUUAGGUAAAAUUGAAAGAUUAUUUAAAAUUUGGAAACAAUCAUUACCAAGAGUUCAUCCAUUUUAUGCAGUUAAAUGUAAUCCAAAUCCAGAAGUUUUAAAAUUAUUAGCUAAAUUAGGUGCAAAUUUUGAUUGUGCUUCAAAGGGUGAAAUUGAAUUGAUUUUAUCAUUAGGUAUUGAUCCUUCAAGAAUCAUUUAUGCACAUCCGUGUAAAGUUGGUUCAUUUUUAAGAUUUGCUCAAAAGCAAAAUGUUGGUAUGACUACAUUUGAUAAUGCAGAUGAAUUAUACAAGAUUAAGAAAUUUCAUCCAAAUUGUAAAUUAUUAUUAAGAAUUAUUACAGAUGAUGAAAGUGCUCAAUGUAGAUUAAGUACAAAAUAUGGUGCACCAUUAUCAAAUGUUUCAAAUUUAUUAAAUUUGGCUAAAGAAUUAGGUUUAAACAUUGCAGGUGUUUCAUUCCAUGUUGGUUCAGGUGCAAGUGAUAAUGAAUCAUUAAUUAAAGCUGUUCAUGAUUCAAGAAAUGUUUUCAACAUUGGUAGAUCCAUGGGAUUCAAUAUGAAUACUUUAGAUGUUGGUGGUGGGUUUUCAUAUGAAUCAUUUGAUCAUGCAUCUAAGGCAUUGAGUGGUGCCUUGGAUAAAUUCUUCCCUGUUGAAUAUGGUGUUAAUAUCAUUGCAGAACCUGGUCGUUAUUUUGUUGCUAAUGCAUUUACUUUAGCAACACAUGUUAUUGCAAGAAGAGGUGGAAUCUUUGAUCAACAACAAUCAGAUGAACCAACAAUGAUUUAUAUUAAUGAUGGUGUUUAUGGUAAUAUGAAUUGUAUUUUGUUUGAUCAUCAACAACCUGAAGCUCAUGUUUUAACAAAUCGUGAUGAAUUUUUAUUUGGUGAAUUAAAUCAAUCUUCGAAUGAUAAAUUUAAAGUUUCAAUUUGGGGUCCAACUUGUGAUGGAUUAGAUUGUAUUAAUAAAUCUACUUAUUUAUCACAUAAUGUUGUUGUUGGUGAUUGGUUAUAUUUCCCAAAUUUGGGAGCUUAUACCUCAGCUGCUGCUUCACCAUUUAAUGGGUUCAAAGCUGAUGCUAAUACGGUUUAUAUCAACUCUGAGAGAUAUUUUGUUUAG
Messenger RNA from Hansenula ciferrii, 1404 nucleotides. It is a transcript of the gene SPE1, whose product is annotated as ornithine decarboxylase SPE1. The transcript has a single exon. NCBI's taxonomy places the organism in Eukaryota, Fungi, Ascomycota, Saccharomycetes, Phaffomycetales, Wickerhamomycetaceae. Bases 1 to 1404 code for a protein of 467 amino acids. The record is from RefSeq and is a predicted model, not a curated record. Gene Ontology annotation, cellular component: cytoplasm. Gene Ontology annotation, molecular function: ornithine decarboxylase activity.